AUGUCGCAUAAAGCUUACUACAAAAAAUCAUUUGGAAUCGAAAAUGAGAGAUUGCUCGGAGGAUUGGCUCUAUUUAUUGCGGCUACAAUUGUAACCCAGGAUCUUACAUUUGGUUUUGAGAUACACCUAUGUAAUCCACACCUGACUAUUCCACUUCAUCUUCUUGCUUCUUCAGUCGUUAUUUAUAUUUUCUGGAGGAUGAGCAAAGUCAAACCAGAUUACAAUGGAGAGGAACCUUAUGAAGUGAUCUACGGUGGACAGGAAAGCGAGACUAAGAAAUCGCUGGAUUCAAAAUGA
This is a messenger RNA of Caenorhabditis remanei, 297 nucleotides long. RefSeq lists its product as uncharacterized. Lineage: Eukaryota; Metazoa; Nematoda; Chromadorea; Rhabditida; Rhabditidae. The transcript is spliced from 3 exons. The coding region runs from base 1 to 297 and encodes 98 amino acids. The record is from RefSeq and is a predicted model, not a curated record.